Messenger RNA from Biomphalaria glabrata, 4890 nucleotides. RefSeq lists its product as uncharacterized. NCBI's taxonomy places the organism in Eukaryota, Metazoa, Mollusca, Gastropoda, Planorbidae. Gene Ontology annotation, molecular function: G protein-coupled receptor activity. Bases 282 to 1502 code for a protein of 406 amino acids. Gene Ontology annotation, biological process: G protein-coupled receptor signaling pathway. Gene Ontology annotation, cellular component: plasma membrane. The transcript is spliced from 4 exons. The record is from RefSeq and is a predicted model, not a curated record.
CUUUUAGCGCCCACACGCGCGUCAGCCCUGCGGAUGGAGAGGUCACCUGUGAGUGAACAUUUUGUUCCUCUCUGGACCCUUGCGAUACAUCGCGAGCGUGAUGACAUCAUUUCUUUAAGUCGUCAGUGAUUUUAAACGGGUAAACACUAUUCACAACUAAGUGGGAACAAAAAAGCACAUUUUCUGAACUGAUAAAUGAGAUUUACUUACAUCCGCUGACCAGGAGCGCCUUACUGUGUCAGUGACUAUAAGACAGAAGAUCCCCACAGGUCACGUGAACAAUGGCUUGCAAUAACACAACGUACAUGGAACUGAUAAACAACAGCACAGAGCUGCAGAACGACUUUCUCAAGUACAAGUUCAUAGUGAGCACCUGGAACCACAACGUCCCCAUGGCCAUGAUGGUCAACAAGUGCGUCACGCCCGUCUGGAUUAUCAUUGGCGUCUUCGGCAACGUCAUCUCGGCUCUGGUGUGGGCCAACCCACGCAUGCGCACCUGCAACACGGCGGCCUACUACCUGACCUGCUUGGCUGUGGCUGACCUAACCUUCCUUAUCCUUCACUUGAUAUACGAGCUGGAAAACCCUUGGUUGCUAGGGACGCUGGAUGUGUACAUAUGGUGCCAGAUUUUUUCCAUGUCAAACAUGGCGGUUCAGUAUUUGUGUGUAUUCCUAGUCCUCGCCUUCACUGUGGAGAGGUUUCUCUCCGUGUGCCACCCGUUCAAGGCCGAGAAGUUCGGCAAGACGAGAACUCCAAGAACGAUCUUCUUCCUUUUUCUGACAUCACUGCUGCUCAGCUUUCCUCAUGGAUACUUCUGGGACAUUUCUUUGGUGGGAGAGUGCGUGGUGCGCAUGGACGAGUUCCAGCCGGAUUCAUUCUUCUCCAUCUACACCUGGUGCACGGAGCUGGCUAUCUUCGGGGUCAUCCCUUUGAUCGUCCUCCUGCUCAACGUGGCCGUCCUUUACAAGGUCAGAACGGUCGGGCAGUUGAGGAUCGGUAAGCCGAAGCACCUCGCGUACGAGAGCCGGCAGUCUCAGGACAGCAGCAUGUCCGCGUUGGUGGUGGACAAUGACCACCGCUGCGUCAAGCGGUUUAGCGGAAACACCAACGGCGGCUACAACGCCAACUACAAAGGCACCACGGUCACGCUUCUCUGGGUUUCCUUUUAUCUGAUAUUCACUAUGUUGCCCAACACUGUCCUCUACGCCAUGCAGGCCAACAUCCCAUUCGGACCUAUGCCUUGUCUUAUAGAGGAAAUGGCCGGAGAUCCUGACUGGCGUAAUUAUUUCUCCUUCAUUUCCGUCAAGAUCGUGGUCAAGGAGCUCAGCCUCUCGCACCACGUGGGCAACGUGUUCAUCUACCUGGCCACCAGCAGGCGCUUCCUACGUCUGACCCUCAACAGUUUCUUCACCCAGACCAAACGGUGCGGCAGCGAGACCAGGGAAACAUCUUUGCACACCAUCCGUGCGGCACAAAACAGAACUCUGGGAGACGAAGUGUAAGCAGACGAUGUUAUCGUACCAAAAGUAACCCAAAUAUUUCUGGGAUGCAGGUUAAAUCGUGGAUCAUUAACUUCGUGACUCUAGAGUAUUACAAGACUGACUUGCUGUACUGCACGUGCAAUGAUACGCCCUUGGAUCCAUACCUAAUCUUGAAAGACUAUUAGACAGUUUAAAACUAGUCACCAAAAAGUAUACGUUUCACUCUAUACAUCGUCUUUAUUCAGAGUUCCAAGGAAUCAACGGAUCUUAUGAGGUAGAAUAAAAUGAACUUUUUCAUUAGAAUUUAUUCACCGAAGAAUGAUUCACUGCAUUACUGGACUUAAAGGAGGUGUCUGAUACUAGUAAAUUGGAACCUCAUCUGCCUGUUACUCAAGAACUCGAAGGCCCGGCACAGCAUUCCAGUGUCUCUGCAUGUGACUGGUAAGAACUAUUUGACCCCGAAAUGUGCGGCUACAAUCUGGCAUGUUGCUUUUGUUGCCUGUUGGGAUACGUUCUGUUGUGUCAAUUUUUUUUCAUUAGUGAUGAGACCUUUUAGUUCAUUCUAUGUCCUAGACUAAAGGGAUCUUUAUUCCAAGUGUCUGAACAUUUAAUUGUGAGUCUUUCUCUGGCACUUGGAGGAUCAAUGCAGUAAGACUAGAUCCUUUUUCAAGUGUUGCCAUUCUAUUGUCAUACUACUCCUUGUAAGGAGUGUGCUAUUCAUUCCAUGGAGAGCUAGUGGGCCACAAGGUCUAUACAAAAAGUAUGAGGGAAUAAGCAACUUUAAACAAAUGUUACACGGAGACAUGGAGGCGCAGCGGCUGAGUGGUCAAGCGCUUAGCUCCCAAACCGGAGGUCCUGGAGUAGAAUCGGAUUUUUAUUUCGCGAUCUUUUAGCCUCUGAGUCCAACCAGCUCUAAUGGGUACCUGACAUUGAUGAAAAGUUGGUGAAAGGUAAAACCGGUUGGUCAUUGUGCUGGACAAAUGACACCCUAGUUAACCGUGGGCCACAGAAACAGGUGUUCUUUACAUUAUCUGCCCUAUGAACUACAUAGUCUGAAAGGGAAACUUUGAUUCAUAUAGCCUAUGUCUUGUAUUAUUUUCAUAAGAAUGUAAUUGUGGCAGUAACAGGUCACAGAACCUUUACGUUAUUUUCCAUAAAAUAAUUUAUGGAACUAAUAAAUAAAUGCUAUAAAUACAGUAUGUAUGUAUUUAUGCCUUAAAUUGAUAAAAAGUGAAAACAGUGUUGGUUUGUAUUCACAUGUUAAGUUCUUACAUUUACGGUAUAAUUUCAAUACGAAAGGAGCAUUAAACUUUCACUAGAUGACUUAAAGCUUAUCUAAAAGUAACAAAGUUGAAAGUAACUAGCGGUAAUUAAAGGAGAUUUGAUAUCAUGAUCCACAGAAACACAUUGUCAAAAUUAUAGCUCAAUUCUUUUUUUUUUAUUCAGUUGGCAAUGGUUAUGUUCAGUUUAGCGUCCUUGUCAGUCCUUGAUAUUGUUCAGUUUAUGUGAAUAUCUCUAAUAGAAAUCCACUGCCGAUUUGUUUCUAUAGUUAUUCCUUCCUCAGAGACUCCUGGGCCUGAUAAUUCGUGUCAAUCAUCCUACGCCCUUUUCAGUUGACAAGUCAUGACAUUGACCUGCAGAGGCUAAUCAACAAACUUUAUGUUCUUGUUAUCUGCUAAUUAAGAUUUCUUUAGAUCAGCAAGAAUUUAUUUAUUUUUAUAAAGCGCAGAACGAAGGGGCCAAGAUCUAAUUUUGCUGCAAUGUCAAAUCUUCUGCUUUUCGAAUGGCGCCAACAAACUUCAUUAAUCAAACUUGAUGUCAGCAAGAAAAACUUCAGAAGACAAGGAGACAUGUCAUACAGUGAAUCUUGGUGCUGAUGUGUCACUUUGAUUGUGUUUGUGCUUCACAGCGUUCAGACAGAGGGCUGACACGGGAUUGUAGGUCUAGAUCAAACAUCAAAUCUGGGGGUGGCUUAACUGAAUCAUUUCUUGAACCUUGUUGGCAAGUGAUGUGUUGAUUGAAUGCUGACUCUGGUCACAUUUAUUAGUUUUGUGAUUUACGGGACGACGAACAAACAUUAAAUACAUUUAUUUAAAAAAAAAAGCGGGAAAAAACUUUCUUUUAGUAGAACAAUGUUUUUUUUCUUCGCUAACUCAAUUUUUCAAGAUUCUGAUUCUCAUACCAACUAAAGGAGCAAUAUCUUCACAUCAUUUUCAAUGCUAACUUGCUGGAGCAUCAGUACUUGAAUCUGAAGUUUCAAUAUUUCUUCUUGUUGUUUUUUAUGCUAUUUUCAAGCGUAUUGUACUUAAAAUCAUUUUUUUUUUGCUGCUUACUUAACACGGGUGACCUCUGUUAUUGAAAGAAUAUUAAUUCAAAUUAUUUUUUUAGCCGGCUGAAUGCAAAUCUCGGAGCACAAAUUUUACAUACCUAAACUUGAUACUACCCUGCCCGUUGCCAUCCCCCGUCGUCCUGCGGAAGGUUUGGACUCGGAAGGGAAGUAGAUUAUCUUCAACUCUGAAGGAACAUCCAAAACAUGUCAAACAUUCUACAUUUGUAUAAUACAGCGAGAGAAGUAAUGUCGUAGUCCUCCUCUAUCAGAAUAACGCAAUUAAUAAGGCAAGCUAAUUAACAAAUAGAGAACACGAUGUUAGCUCGCUAUAAGUGUAUGGCAGAUGUGAUAAGAUUUAAUUAUUCCUGAGUAUAUGGUUUUGUUUAUAAGUUCCUUGACAACGACUUCAUUCCUUUUACUUUAUGUAUACUUCAUUCAGGAAUCAUUUCAACAUACCAACAUACAUCAACCAUGGGACUGUGAAGCCAUCACAACUUAAUCCAAGAUUUUACGAAAUCUUAUGACACAAUUUUAAAAGAAACAAAAAAAAGUUACACUUCUUCGUCAACUUAUAGCCUGGUAUUUAGACGAAAAUCUUUUUUUCUAUUCAUAAUAAUCAUUUCUUUAGAAACCAAAGUUUAGUUUAGAUAAUUUUAUUUGUCUUAUAAUUACACUUAUUGAGAAAAGAAACAUACAUACAAUAUCUACUGCAUUAUUCCACCUAAAGAUUAGGUUUUCAUUAAGAAGCAUUAGAUCUACAACUCUAAACUUAUUAUCAUUUGUCUCUUUACAAGCCUCAAAAUAUUGUCUUGCUGCUAUGUAACUAGAAUAGGGUAGACAACUUGUAUUGAACGAGUUAAUUUCCAUACAGACUGAAUUGAUUCUCUCAAAGUAAAAAACUUUACAUUAUUAUCUUCUAAGGUUGUUCAAUACUCUCGUACGUAUUAUAAACAACAAGCAAGCACAAACUAUAGAUACAAACAUAAAAACUUAUAUAAGAAAUAUGUUCUUAUUUUGAACAUUAUGUAUUCAUACGAUGUAUGUGUAAUAUAUAGUAUGUAUAAAUACAUUUCAAUGUAA